AUGUCAUCACUCAAGUUAUUGAUCUGUGGAGGUGGUUGCGCCGGACCAGCCCUGGCCUUUUGGCUCGUCCGUCUUGGCCAUCGAGUAACCAUUGUCGAAAGGUUCCCAGCUCUACGCGCAACAGGUGCUCAGAUCGACUUUCGCGAACAGGGUAUUCAAACGGUCAAACGCAUGGGUCUUGACGAUGUGGUUCGUUCAAAAUUGGUGGACGAAGCUGGUGUGGGAAUUGUUGACUCAACCGGUCGAGUCAUAGCUACAAUUCUCGCCAACAAAUCAGGCAAAGGUGCGCAGUCUGUCACGUCCGAAUAUGAAAUUAUGAGAGGCGAUCUUGUGAGGAUUCUCUAUGAUGCAACCAAGAACGACGUGAAGUACGUCUUCGGAAAGACUGUCGAGAGUUUCGAACAGGAUGAGAAGCAGGUCCUUGCUCACUUUUCGGAUGGUACAUCGGAUACGUUCGAUAUUCUAGUCGGAGCAGAUGGCCAAGGCUCACGAAUUCGAAGAGCAAUCAACCCACCAAAUACUUUAGAUCCGUAUCGACAACUUGGCCUUCACAUGGCGUAUUAUUUCAUCCCAAGAGCGGAUGACGAUACCAAUAUCCGCAGAACAUAUUCAGCUUCAGAGGGAAGAAUGAUCUUUUGUCGAACCCACAACUCAACGGAAACUCAAGUCUAUCUCAUCUUAAAAGACGACUCGUCUGAGACAUCCAGUAUUCACAAGGGCACAGUCGAGCAGCAGAAAGAAUUCUGGUCAUCAAGAUUCCGCACCGCCGGGUGGCAGAUCGACCGUUUCCUCGAGGGCAUGAAGACUACUAAGAACUUUUACUCACAAGAAGUAGUCCAGGUUCAGACUGAUACCUGGUCUAAAGGCCAUGUUGUGCUUCUCGGAGACGCAGCUCACUGUCCUUCUCCAUUUAGCGGCAUGGGAACUACAGCGAGCUUCGUCGGCGCAUAUGUCUUGGCAGGAGAGAUAAGUCGGAAUCCGGAUAAUCUGUCGUUGGCGUUCGAAAACUACGACAAGACGCUGCGGCCGUUCAUCGACGAGGUGCAGAAUGUCAAGCUCAAUGCCAUAAAGCUGUUUAUACCUGAUACGCAGUGGGGUGUCACCAUUCUUCAGUGGUUUGCUUGGAUUGUGUGUCUUUUGCGGAUUCCAUAUCUAGUUUCGAGGUUUUCGAGCGAGGAAAAGGGAGGCUGGCCGUUGCCUGACUAUCCUGGGCUUAAUGGCAGCAAGUAA
This is a messenger RNA of Fusarium venenatum, 1230 nucleotides long. RefSeq lists its product as uncharacterized. NCBI's taxonomy places the organism in Eukaryota, Fungi, Ascomycota, Sordariomycetes, Hypocreales, Nectriaceae. Gene Ontology annotation, molecular function: FAD binding. The record is from RefSeq and is a predicted model, not a curated record.